AUGACAUCAGGAAGCAGAUCAGUUUCUUUAUCUUCAGGGAAGGACUUGAAGUAUCACCAACCACAUAAUUCCAUAAAUUCUACUGCAUCAUUAAGAUCAAGCUCAAUUGGGUCUUCGUUUUUCACCCCUAACAACACUCACGGUGCUGGAUCAAAUUCAUCUUCAAGCAAUGAUCCAUCUUUUCUUAAUGGGGAGAACACUUCUGCCAACUGCACUAAUUCAACUGAAUCAGACGACAAUGAAUUGAUCGAGCCUACUAAAGAUAUUGACAUUGUGGGUGCAAUCAGUACUUUGCAUUUAGAUGAUGAUGAUGAAGAUGAAGAGGCUACCACAACUGGUACGAACAACAUCUCUCGUGUUAAAUCCGGUAACAAACACAACCCACAGUAUGGAUCUUUAACACCACAAAAUCUUGCUAAAACAGGAUCUGGAAACACCAAGAACACUUGGAAUAUAACUCAACUGGCUCCUCCACAACCAAUAAGAUCAAAUGUUAGUGAAAACGGGAACCAUCCCAAUGAUCAAAAUGUCUUUGUGAAACCUUUUGAAUUGCCAGAAAGCCAAGAAGAUGCCAGCAAAAAGCAAACCACUAAUGGUUUAAACUUGCCGUUGUUAGAAAAAAUUUUAGACUCAGAAGGAAGAACUAAGGAUAAUGAUCAAAAUAUAUCUUCUAGUAAACCUCAGUUCUAUGACGGUGCUAUUCCUUUUGUUCCCGUAAAUCAGAAUGUUACUGGUAAUGGAAACUCACAAAUACCACCACCUCUCGGCAACAUUCCACCACCAAUGUCAAAUAUGCCACCACCGUUACCACCUCACUCAAUGGGUCUUCCCUCUUUUAGUCCCUUUCCACAUCCUUCUUUUUACCAAGGGUAUAUUCCUUCUCCACCAGCUCAUACUCCUACACCUGGUGAUUACCAAUCUUUUGACAAGAUUCCAUCUGUGCCAUCCCCAGCACCUCCAAUUAUCCAGGAAUCACAAGUACCAACACCAGCGCCAGUACCAGUACCAGCACCACAACCUAACCAACCACAACCCCCGACUAUGUGGAAUCCAUUACAUUCACCACUUGUUAGAUUGCCAUUUGGUCAACAACAAUUGCAAACAGUAUACUCACCAACCCAAUCAACGCAACUGCCAUUACUACCACAACAGGGACCACCUCAACCGCAACCCGCAUUCCCAAUGAUGCCACAACACAAUUUCCAUCAACACAAUCAAUAUCAUCCACGUCCACACUAUAGAAACAAUAAUGGUAUGAUGAAUGUUCAUCGUAAAAAUUUGCGUAGAAAAGAAGAUAGUGCCAAAUAUUCUGAUGCAAAAUUACAAGAUUUUACAGGGUCGAUCUUAACUUUAUGUAAAGAUCAACAUGGUUGUCGAUUUUUACAACGAGAAUUGAUUAAUGAAACAAAUGCAACGUUAAUAUUCAAUGAAAUUUAUUUUAAAGCUGUUGAAUUAAUGAUCGAUCCAUUUGGUAAUUAUUUGAUUCAAAAAUUGUUUACCAUGAUUAAUCUUGAACAACGGUUAGUUUUGAUUAAUCAAUGCAGUAAUGAAUUAUUUCGUAUUGCCUUAGAUCCUCAUGGUACAAGAUCAUUACAAAAGUUAAUUGAUGUGAUUGAAACCAAUGAAGAAAUUGAGAUUAUUACUCGUAAUUUGUAUUCAAAUAUCGUUGUAUUAUCAAGAGAUUUGAAUGGGAAUCAUGUGGUACAAAAGAUUUUAACUAAAUUCAAUACCAUUAGCUCUGAUUCCAAUUCUUCAGAUUCCAACAGAGAUGGAGCCCAGCAUCAAAACCAAAAUCAAUUCAUUUUUGAUAUUAUUCAAGCCAAUCUUUUAUAUAUUGCUUGUCAUAGACAUGGGUGUUGUGUAUUACAGAGGUGUUUGGAUUAUGGGAACAAACAACAAUGUCAACAAUUAUCACAAGAGAUUGCCAAGCAUACUAUCAAAUUAUCUUUGGAUCCAUAUGGUAAUUACGUUGUACAGUAUGUUUUGAACAAGUAUAGUGUUGGCGGUGACGCUCAAAAUACCGAUAAUCAAGUAAUUGAUAUCAUUAUCCAAGAGAUUAAAUCUAAUUUCAUUCAAUUAUCUUUACACAAGUUUGGUUCUAAUGUCAUUGAGAAAUGUUUGAAAAUCUCUCUGAUUUCAAAAGAUUUAAUUGAUAAUUUAAUUGUAUUAGAUCAUGGUCAAGCAUUUAAUCAAUUAUUAAAUGAUCCAUUUGGUAAUUAUGUUUUGCAAACAAGUUUAGACGUUGCUAAUUUGGAACAAUUUGAACAAUUGUCGAAAAUUUUACUUCCAUUGUUGCCAAAUAUUAAAUCUACUCCUCAUGGUAGAAGAAUAUUAAAUAAAAUCCAACAAUAG
This is a messenger RNA of Candida albicans SC5314, 2352 nucleotides long. RefSeq lists its product as uncharacterized. Bases 1 to 2352 code for a protein of 783 amino acids. Lineage: Eukaryota; Fungi; Ascomycota; Pichiomycetes; Serinales; Debaryomycetaceae. Gene Ontology annotation, molecular function: mRNA binding. Gene Ontology annotation, cellular component: cytoplasm. The record is from RefSeq and is a predicted model, not a curated record. Gene Ontology annotation, biological process: post-transcriptional regulation of gene expression. The transcript has a single exon.